Molecule: messenger RNA, 1456 nt
Organism: Planococcus citri (citrus mealybug)
Lineage: Eukaryota; Metazoa; Arthropoda; Insecta; Hemiptera; Pseudococcidae
Product: protein roadkill-like
Exons: 2
Coding region: 208-1230 (340 amino acids)
Biological process (GO): proteasome-mediated ubiquitin-dependent protein catabolic process; regulation of proteolysis
Cellular component (GO): cytoplasm; nucleus
Molecular function (GO): ubiquitin protein ligase binding
Source: RefSeq, a predicted model, not a curated record
AUAGAUGAUCCAGGUAUGCAGAAAAACUGCGUGUGUAAAGUAGUAUCAGAAACUGCUCGUGUUGAAGUUGGAGAACUAAUUAGUCUUGCGUUUUCGACGUGCGUUGUUGCUUGUUCAAUAUUUUCAUUUCAUAGUGAAUCAAAUUUCUGCUCGAAAAUUGUGAUUUUCUAUAUUGGAGAAAUUUAAGAAUCCGAAAAUCCAAUAAUUAUGACGUGUGUGAUGAAAAUUCCAUAUCCGAAAGGUGCUCGACGAGGAGGAGUUAUUGAACAGAGUGUGACCUACCCUGAAGGUGAAAAAACAGAUUUAAUUACGUGGCACAUUUACAAUAUACAUGAUCAGCUGGGGACAAGUAUGGAAGGCAACUUUGUAUCAGAAAGAUUCACUGUAAGUGACGAUGAUGGGAUUACUUUUACAUGGAGUUUAGCGAUUCUAAAAUCAUACCGGGACAAUCGUAAAUGCUACUAUUUAUAUCCAUGCUUCAUAUCAGAGAAUGAUUGUAAGGAAGCAUUCGUAAAAAUUGAAUUGAUCUUUAGAGAUGGAGUGAGCGGGAAAUGCCAAUCUACUGGCGUUACCGAAAUUUGUAGGUUUGAUGCAAAAAAUCAAAAUAGCUCAGUAAGUUUACGUAUAGAUGCCGAAAAACUAUCAUCUCCCCACAGAAGCUACUGUUACUGUAAAAUAAUUGAAUCCAAUUUGAUUAAAUUCAGCCUAUCGAAAGAUUUAGGUAAUAUAUUCAAGAAUCAGAAUUUUACCGAUAUCAAGUUAUUGUCGAAUGAUGGUAAAGUUUUUGAAGCGCACAGGAUGAUAUUAUCUGCUCGAAGUUCGGUUUUCGCUGCCAUGUUCACGCACCAGAAGAAAGAAAAUGCGCAAAACGAAGUGAACAUUGACGAUAUGAACGGAGAAGUGGUCGAAGAUCUUUUAAAAUACAUUUAUACAGAUAAACCAGAAAAACUGCAACUUCUGGCUAAAGAACUAUUUGUCGCAGCGGACAAAUACGAUUUGAAGAGAUUGAAAACGAUGAGCGAAGACGUCCUCAUCGAGAAUUUGUCGAUUUCCAACGCCAUAGAAAUUCUACAUUUUUCUCAACUACACAAUGCUACUCGACUGAAAACCGAAGUCGUCAAAUUCAUAACGACGAAAACAAAUGCGGAAGUGUUCGAGACUGAAGCAUGGGAAAGUUUAGAGCAGACCAAUCUACUCAAAGAAAUAUGCAAGGCUUUUGCGAAACGUUAAAUAACUGCGAUCAUAACGAGAUAUUUGUACUUCAUUUUAUUUAACCUAUUUUUUUUUUAAACUUAUCGACAAUUAAUCGUUGUUUUUUGUUUUUAUAAUUUUUUUCAAUUACUUAUUACGUGGGCCACAAGUAUUGAUUUGUACCCAGCUUAAAGUUUGUAAUAAAACUUAUUUGUAGUGAAGUACAUACCUACUUAUAAUUUAUUAUAGAACUGAUACAAUGGAG